AUGACGCAGCAAUCAUCGGUUACACAAGAUGCGGCCCUUUUGGAUUCGAUUGAUACAUCCUCGGCGAUGAAUCUCCACAAGUCCAACUUGAUGCGAAUGCAAGUUGCUGAACUCCUUGACGAAUGUCAACUUGACCUCCAAAGUCGCAGAUGGGCAUCAGAUGCGAACGAAUACUUGCAGAUGAUCUCGCGUUUGGUUCCAAAGACCGCUUUUAAGAUGGAAAAGCUCAAGGACAAGGCUGAUAAGCCCAUUUCUCUUGAAAUUCAAAGAGACAAUCCGUUGACAGUGGAGCCGAUCGGAUUGACUAAAACGCCCAUUGCCUGGACCAAAAAAUCAGGAAAUGCACAGGUUCUACCGACAUUUGAUCUCUGUGUCAAAGUUCCAGAAAUUUCCAUAUCGAAGAAGGAUUAUCUGAAUCAUCGCUAUAUCGACAAACGAAAAUACGUCAUAGAACAAGUGGCAAAAUGUCUAUGUAAGAAUGCAGAGACAGUGGGCAAUAUUGAAUAUCUUUGGUUGAAGGGAUCAGACCGUGCCCCAGUUUUGAGACUGGUUCCUCCGAACAAUGGGAAAUCUCCAAAAUUCCAAGUUCACUUGCAUUUUGGAAUGCAUUCAAUCGAUUGGAUUCCAAAACUUCGACUUGUCCCAAACAGAUCCAAUGUGAAAGCUGCAUUGUCUUCAUUCGAAACGCAGCAGUACAAUCAUGCCAUUAUGUUUGACGCUCGUCACCAGUUCGAAGAUAACCAUCUCAGCUCACUUGUCGAUCUAGAAAAUAUCCAAGCGUCACUUGUGCUAGUUCAGGUUUGGGCGCUUCAGAGAGGUCUUUGGCGAAAUCAUGACGGGUGGACGAAAGAGUGCUUCGCUUUGCUUCUUGUUUAUCUUCUCAGGACGCACAAAAUCAACACUCGGAUGACGCCAAUACAGUUGAUCACUGUUCUUUUCCAGACUUUGGCAGAAACCGAAUGGCUUGGAGAAGAAGCUGUUGAGGACACAAAUAUGAGAUCUGUAGAGCGGCAGAUAUCUAGAACCGCCAACCAUGCGCACGGGCGACGAACUGUGCUUGUAUUGCCUUCCGAAGGUGUCAGCGAGAAGGAGACCAUUCGGCAAUCUGCACUGGCUCGGGUUUAUGAGCAGCAAACCAGGGAUUCGCCGUUAACAAAAAACGACCCACGUACUCUGCUUGAUGCAUACGCGUCGGUUGCUUCUUACCAUCUUGGCCCGGUCUUUUUGGAUUCGACAUUGUGCUACAAUUUCUUGGGAGAUGUGUCGCCAAACUACACAAGGCUACUUCAGACGCACGCAAGAAGAAGUCUUGCAAGUCUGAAGCAGCCAAGGGUGGCUUUCGCAUUCUUAUUUAUGAGGCCAAUGCGAUUUUGGAACAAUUGGGAUCUUUAUGUACAGAUUCCAAUUGACAAAUCAAAGGAAUGGGAAAGCCACUGCCGCAAACUAGUCCAAUUACUUGAUGAUGCUUUGGGUAAUCGAAUCAGAGGGUUGCGUGUUUUGAGUACUGGGAAUGGUGACGAAAACGAUGGAAAGGAAGGUGACAAUUAUUUGGCUAGGCAAAUUAGGGAUGGGGACGUCUCGUUACCACAGUUGGGUUUUCAAUCCCCAACUGGACGGCCCAGCAUAAUACUUGGUGUUUCCAUUAAUCCUGAGACAAGUCAGCGGGCUGUCGACCGAGGACCAUCAGCGGAAAAGUCAGCGGAGCUUCGUUCGUUUAAAGAUCUCUGGGGUGACAAGGCUCAGCUCCGAAGGUUCAAAGACGGUGCGAUUGUCCAUGCUGUUGUUUGGAAUGAUACUGACGCUUCUACAUUUCGAAAUGACAGCACAUUUCGAGGCGGUUAUGUUGAGAAGAUCAUGACAUACAUCGUUUCAAAACAUUUCACGAAAGCUCCAAUUCAGUUCUCUCUGUCGGAUCUCUCGUCUCUUGUGGAUGGCGUGUCGUCGUGUGAACCCUCCAUGCCGUUCGCAAACCCUGUGGCGUCUCACCAAAAAAUCAUGUCGGCAUUCAAUUCACUGUCAGAUUUCUUGCAGAAGAGCUCUCGUCUUGGCAAUGAUACAGGCUCCAAUCUUGGGCUGCCACUUGCAAUUGAUGCAGUAGAACCACUAUCUCCUUGUUUAAGGUACUCCGAGCUAUUUCCGCCUGUUCCUCACCCAUUACUGGGCGGAGAGAAAGUUAAAACAAAGAAGAUCCCUGGUGCAUUGACGUCAGAACCGAUAUUAAUUCAAAUUCGAUUCAGUGCAUCUUCGAAAUGGCCCAACGAUCUAAAGGCCAUUGGAGCAGCGAAAACAGCGAUGCUGGUUCAACUUGCAGAAGGAAUUGAGAGCUCUCGUCACGAGGGCUUUGCGGGAAGUGUUUUGGUCAACUCAUCGUAUGCUGAAGUUGGAUACAUGGGAUAUUGUUUUCGAAUCAUGGUUCGUGCUGAUCCUGAAAUUCGAAUGCUCCAAGGUCUUUCUCAGCCAAGUGCAGAAGCAAUGAAACUACUGGACGAUUAUACCAAGAAGCACGUCAUGGCUGCAACUCAUCACUCGACAAUUCACGCUGUCCAUACACUGCACCCAUCGGCCGGAACCGUCGUCCGUAUGGCUAAACGCUGGUUGGCCAGCCACAUGCUCUUUGGCCUAGUGACCAUAGAGUCUAUCGAGUUGUUGGUUGCGAAAGUGUACAGCGAAGACGAAGCCCUCCUCGCUGUUCCUGGAACUUUGCAAGCAGGCUUUCUUGCAUUUCUGUUCCUGCUAGGAAAUCACAACUGGGCAAGGGAUCCACUCAUUGUCGAUCCGCGAGGCCAUAUUGACAAUGAUGACUAUGAUGCAAUCAAUGCAGUCUUUGAAGACAUACGUGGUGAUAAGGACGAUGGGCCUGCAAUGUACAUCGUCGCGCCUUACACGAGAGUGAACUCUGAAGAUAACAAAGUGGGGAAUGACAGCGAACGGGAAUCGUGGCGACCAAGCUGCACAUCUCCGGAGUGGGUAGUCCUUUCAAGAGCAGCUGCACUUGCAAGACGAUCACACAAAGCCUUGAUCAGCUGUAUUCGAAACUUCAAAGGAUCUGACUCGCUUUCAAUUUUUCGUGAAUCGGCAACGGGAUUUAAGUCCUACAAUGUCCUUUUUCGUGUUCACCCUGAUUUUAAUUUUGACAUGAGCUCAAGCUCAACAUCAGAAUCCUUGAGGAACACCAAAAAUGAAGAAGGAAUCGUCGAAAGUGCCUACACUAGAAGUAUGAAAGCCAGAUAUGCUGGACCCAAAGCACUCGGGCGAAAGAUCUAUCGGAACCUUGAUGCGAAUGUGGAAGAGCCCCUGUGCACCUCAGGUUAUAGCACUUCUCUGGAGACCUGCGACAUUUGA
This is a messenger RNA of Cylindrotheca closterium, 3342 nucleotides long. The record is from the annotation of a GenBank genome assembly. Lineage: Eukaryota; Bacillariophyta; Bacillariophyceae; Bacillariales; Bacillariaceae.